AUGAUUGCCCUAAUACUGCCAAAUCCAUUAUUCCGAUUUAUUGAUCCUAUUGUUCGUCUCAGGCAACAAGGGAAGACUCACUAUGAAGAAAUCAGUUAUGAAAUUGACCGAUGCUAUAGAGUAAACAGUUCAACAACGGCAAGGGAAGUUGCCAGCCGCUUGGCUCCACGUGGAAUUCGAGUUAGCGAACCAUACAUCAAACGAAUAAGAGUGAAAUUAGGAUAUGAGAACAAAACCACAAAAUAUUGUCACACCAUUCGUGAUGUUAACAAGGAAGUGAGAGUACUGUUUUGUGAAGAAAUGCUUCACGCUGGAACGACGUUCUCUGACUGUGUCUUCACAGAUGAGUGCACGAUUCAAGGUUUCGGUCGCCUUGUGCAGGACAACGCUCCUGCACAUGUCAGCCUCUAUACGAAGAGAAAAAUGGAGGAGUGGCAAAUGGAAACUUUGGACUGGCCCGCAGGGAGCCCAGAUUUGAAUCCGAUAGAUCUAGUCCGGGGAAAUAUGAAAACUUCUAUUAGGAAUCAAAUAGCAAAAGAGCCCGAAUCAUUUCGAUUACCUACGCUGACGGUUGCCGGACCUCCGCGUGAUGGAGUCGCUCCGCUAAUACUAAUUAGGAUGCCACUCGCAUAUGACCGCGUAGAUGAAAACACCGCAAAGUUUUGGAAACAUGAAGUUGUGCGUGAAUUUAUGAUACCACUAAACGCAUCUCAUCCGCCACAUAAUGGCCAACCACCGCCAACGAUGGCCGUUUUCCCUACGGACCAAUUCAAUGCCAUUAAUGCUUCAUGGAACAGUAACCAGGAAAUCGCACAGCUAUUAUAUUCAGCGCCCAAUCAUCCGGAAUGGAUAGCACAGCAAGUGUCGAUUAGACCUCAAACUGGUGCACAGUACAUGUUUUGCCGAUUUGAUGGUAACUGGUUCAAGAUGGACGGCUAUGAGUGGAAGAAGCGGCGGGAGGGAAAACUUAUACGUGAGGACCACAUGAAGUUGAAGGUGAACAAGCAAGAGAUACUCUCUGCUAACUACGCACACUCAUCCGUUGUUCCAACUUUUCACCGCAGGGUUUACUGGCUAACGAGCAAUCCAGAGUAUGCUCUUGUACACUACCUUAAUACGGAAACUGAGACUAAUCUGAAGAACAUUAUGGACAAGAUCUCAGCCUGUAUAAAACUGAACAGUUUGAAUCUCACUCAGCAACAGCUUUUAGAUCAAGUAUCCCCAAUAUAUGCCAAUCUAUUGAGCCAGCAGGAUAUCGCUUGUAUUUGUGAAAAACUGUACAGUAGUCAUAUAUUUUCUUCUUCUGGACACAAUGAUCUCGACUCGGCGGUUCAACCGAGUAUUCCCAACUCUGUUGUGACCCAACAGAAUAAUAUAUCGUCCCAUAUUCCUCACGGAUCCUCACAUCAUUUGGAGAGGCGAAAUUCAUGCAGCUCUGCUUUUCGGCCGGGACUAUCAUCGCUGAUUCUUCGAAGGCAACCGUCCACUUUUAGUGAUUCAGUCGACGUAAGCUACGGAGGUGCAUCCGCCAUGAAUGGUAUGAUAGACGGUACUCCUUUAAGAGAAGUCACUAGCUAUCCUGCAGAUUGUUGCUCGCAUUCUGGUGAAACUCAUCGUAGCAGCAAUCAGGAUGAAGAUAUUAAAUCAACUAGUCUACAACCAUCACAACCUGCUUCUGCUUCAUCGUACCAACCAGACAAUCAACAAUCAACAUGUCUUACUCCGAUUACGGAUAUUACUCCCAACAGUGGAUGUAUCAAAGGUGGCACGAAAGUGUUGGUAAUUGGUGGCUGGUAUAUGAAAGGUCACGAUUACUCUGUAAUGUUUGGUGAACGAAGAGUAGCUGCUAAGCUGAUCCAAGUCGGAGUACUUUCCGUCAUUGUGCCUCCUACAUUGAUGAACGGUGUUGUGCCGGUACGCGUGCUCUGCAACGGUCAAAUAAUUUCAUCCAGCAGUGAAUUCACAUACAAUGAUGAGAACGAUGAACUGACAACGGCUGCCCUCCGACAAUGUAUGGUGGAUAGGCUUCAAGUCGUAGUUCAUGCCUUCGGAGCCAUGGAAAAGUUACAGUGGGUUGCAUCUAUGGAUGAGGAUUCCAUCUUGUCACUUCUCCAAAGUCUUGCUGGACGACACUUGUCACUGCCAACACUCCUCUCUGCACAUCCAACACUUCCAUCUAGGACCAUACUACAUAUAGCUGCUGCUCUGGAUUACCACAAAGUUAUUGAACACGUUUUGGGAUGGAGGCGAGACCUACCAUUCACCAGGGAAUUUGAUCCAUUAGCUCGUGAUGGUGAAGGUCGAACACCGCUUCAUGUUGCUGUGGCUGCCGGUCACGUAGCUUCAGCAAGGGUUCUGGUACGUGCUUGUCGAACAACUGUUGACGUUCUUGAUGAUCGCGGAAGAACCCCGUGCGACUUAAGCUGCGAUGAGCAAAUGAUGCGGCUUACGGCUCGAACCGCUGAUCGAGAUGCUGAUGAACAGAGAACACUGCCGAAAAAUGCUGAAGAUGUUGAACACGUGACGUCAACAGCACUCUGGGUACUAACGAACGGUGAAACAGUAACGGAUGAACAUUUACUCAGAGAUCGACUGCCGCCGGACGUAGAAGGAGAGGACUCGAGUUCGUCGAUUCUAAGUGAUUCCGCCAAGGAUGACCAUGAUCUGAACCGCCCAGGGCCAAGCAGGGCACGAUGGUGCGAUGAACCUCUUCAUGUAGAGAUCUCUAUGGAUACGGAUGUUCAUGUACCGGAUUCGCCUAAGAUGGCUGACCUCUUUGAAGCUGUCACAAGUCCUGGUAUCAUGUUGAAUGAUGGUGUUCGUGCAAAAAUGGCCUUAUUAGCUCAGCAGAUCAUUGACGCUUUGCCGGAUCGAAUAAAGAAUGAUGCUCAUCCACUCCUCGAUGAUGACUCUAUGUCAACUGAUGUGAACACACAGUCAGCAUUCGCGUAUCCAGACCAUAAUCCAUUCCUGUCAAAUCUUUCGCAUGACUGUCCAGCGGACUGGGAGUUCCAUCAGUAUUUCGCCAACAAUCAUUAUCGUGUACCUACUGAUAAAUCGGCUGAAGAUGUGCUAUCAUCGUUCUCGGGACAACCAUCAAGUCCUUCGUUUGAUCAUAACCAUUUAUAUCCCAACAAGGCAGACAAUAGCUCAUUUGGAUCGACUCGAGAGAAUACAUUGGAGAGUACCAGUUUUGAUUUUGACAAAGAUUUGGGCGAAUUUUUCAAUAUGCGUGUUGAUGGUGAGGAAGACCCAAUACGGCAACGCUUGGGAGAUCUGAAAUUGUCUGGAAACGAUCUAUCAAUAACUAGAGAUUAG
Molecule: messenger RNA, 3318 nt
Organism: Necator americanus (New World hookworm)
Lineage: Eukaryota; Metazoa; Nematoda; Chromadorea; Rhabditida; Ancylostomatidae
Exons: 27
Coding region: 1-3318 (1105 amino acids)
Biological process (GO): spindle organization; establishment of meiotic spindle localization; mitotic cell cycle
Cellular component (GO): nucleus; spindle pole
Molecular function (GO): double-stranded DNA binding; calmodulin binding; transcription coregulator activity
Source: RefSeq, a predicted model, not a curated record